Penicillium verhagenii is the source of this 1104-nucleotide messenger RNA. RefSeq lists its product as uncharacterized. The record is from RefSeq and is a predicted model, not a curated record. Gene Ontology annotation, molecular function: protein kinase activity; ATP binding. Lineage: Eukaryota; Fungi; Ascomycota; Eurotiomycetes; Eurotiales; Aspergillaceae. The transcript has a single exon. Bases 1 to 1104 code for a protein of 367 amino acids. Gene Ontology annotation, biological process: protein phosphorylation.
AUGCAAGGAUUCCUCACUGAGCUUGUUACCAUUGAUGCGGAAUACAAUUUGAACAGCGUAAUCACUCUUUACGUCCGCCAUGGCAACGCCGCCUUUCGUAUCUACUAUGAUCCACAGAUCCUCGCCGUCUCCCCUCCUGUCUUGGAACAGCAUCAUGAAGCGUACAACAUCAUGCAUGGGGAUGAUCCAGGUGGAGAAUACCUUGAAUUGGUGAAACGUCUCAGAGGCCCGUUUGAGGAACUCAUGACUCAGAUGGCCCCAAAUCUGAUGGAAUCUACUCGGUACCUACACAGGUAUCUUUACCCGCCGUGGUUCAUUCUCGAGGCAAGGGUAGGGGAGGGUAGCAGCCACAUUCAGCCACAUUUCAAGGAGACCGUCUCGCGACAGGCAUUAAGACACCCGGGUGAAGCUGUGAUCAGAUUUGGCCUGAAACCGUACUUAGCUCCCUUACUUGACUCAAAACUCAAAAAGUACUCAUCUGAUCAAGUGCAAAUUCUGGAUCAAACGUUACUUUGGGUUCCAUCUCGGGUUCUUGUGGAUAACAAAGAGUACUUCUUUAAGCCUUGGGUGGUAUAUCGAGGACAUACAUACCACGACAUACAGUCAUAUAGCAAGAUAUUGGCGGACUCCGAGGCAAGCCAGUCACUUCUUACCGAUACACGCUUCUGUCACCUUCACGGUCUGAUCAUUGAUAAUGACAAGGAAUUUCUUCAACACUAUCCUCUUGAUAGCAAUGAAGAGGACUACUCUUGCACACGUUUGGUCGGACUACUUCUUACCUACAUCGAGAAUAAAGGCACUCUGAGAGAUGUGGCGCCUUGGUCUGACUGUACAAAUGAGGAUCGGCUUCGCUGGUCUAUGCAGAUACAGAACUAUGUUAAGUGUUUGCAUGAGGCAGGCGUGGUUUGGGGUGACGCGAAGCCUGAGAAUGUCUUGGUUGAUAUGAAGGGCGAUGCCUGGCUCAUUGAUUUUGGUGGUAGUUAUCGCCCGGGAUGGGUCGAUGAGGAUAAGCAGGAAACUAUGGAAGGAGACCUGCAGGGCGUGCAAAGGAUUGAUGAAUGGCUCCGCGAAUGUUCCCGCCAGCCUACUACUCGUAUUAAGUGA